CUUUCCGCACCCUGUGCACGCGAUCGCUAAACCACCCUGCUCAGCGCGAAGUAACGCCAAGCCCACUCGACCAAGGGAAAGCCCAACGCGACAGCUAUUGCAUCAUGGCGCUCUGCCAAAACCGUCUCCAAGAGGAGAGGAAACAGUGGCGGCGCGACCAUCCUUUUGGCUUCUACGCCAGACCUGCGCGCACAAGCGAGGGCGUGCUCGACCUGAAGAACUGGGAAUGUGGCAUCCCCGGCAAAGAGAAGACCAUUUGGGAGAAUGGUCUUUUCAAGCUGAACAUCGCCUUCCCAGAUGAAUACCCCACGAAGCCGCCAAAGUGCAAAUUUGUUCCGCCGCUGUUCCACCCAAACGUCUAUCCAUCCGGCACCGUCUGUCUCUCGAUCCUCAACGAGGAAGAGGCUUGGAAGCCUGCGAUCACCGUGAAGCAGAUCCUGCUCGGCAUUCAAGACCUCCUCAACGAUCCGAACCCCGAGUCACCUGCGCAGGCGGAUGCGUACAAUCUAUUCAAGAAGGAUCGCGUCGAGUACGAGAAGAGAGUCAAAAGAGUGGUCAAGGACAACCCGGCCCCUUGAGGUCGUUCACGAGUUGACAAAAGGAUCUGGAGAAUGAAUAGUUUGGGAUUAAAUGAAGGAUGGCGACCUGGCGUUUAAG
This is a messenger RNA of Emericellopsis atlantica, 657 nucleotides long. Its product is annotated as ubiquitin-conjugating enzyme/RWD-like protein. The transcript is spliced from 3 exons. NCBI's taxonomy places the organism in Eukaryota, Fungi, Ascomycota, Sordariomycetes, Hypocreales, Bionectriaceae. The record is from RefSeq and is a predicted model, not a curated record. Gene Ontology annotation, cellular component: nucleus. Gene Ontology annotation, molecular function: SUMO conjugating enzyme activity. Gene Ontology annotation, biological process: protein sumoylation. Bases 105 to 578 code for a protein of 157 amino acids.